GCUGGUGUAGGGCCAGUGCCCGGCAGUCGGGCCUGUGGAGAGGAGGGGGUCUCGCUGUCGGCCCGUUCGCCGGUUCUCCUCACCAUAAUCCCCUCUCCACAGGAACUAGCCCAGCGGCCGUCUGUCAUUUACUUCGACUGGAGGUUCCAUUAACUCGCUUCGUGGCCGCCGCCGUUUUUGUUUUUUUUUUGUCGGUGGGCGCCUCGUCCUCCCCUGGACCCCCCGGCCCUCGGCCCCCUCGCCCGGCCAGCGGGUGUAAUCGACCCCCCGGCGCGUGUGGCUUGGCGGCAGCAGUAGGCCGCGGCCGGCCGGCCGGUGUGUGGGGGGAGGGGAGGGGAGGGGGUGAAGAUGGGGAUGUUUCUGGCCAAGUUGAUGGGACUCUUCUGUAACCAGGAACACAAAGUUAUCAUCGUAGGGCUGGACAAUGCAGGGAAAACCACCAUCCUUUAUCAGUUCCUGAUGAAUGAGGUGGUCCAUACAUCGCCCACAAUUGGCAGCAACGUGGAAGAAAUAGUUGUAAAGAACACACAUUUCUUAAUGUGGGAUAUUGGUGGGCAGGACAUGCUGCGUUCAAUGUGGAGUACGUAUUACACAAACACAGAGUUCAUCAUUCUAGUUGUGGACAGCACAGACAGGGAGCGACUAACACUUACGAAAGAGGAACUCUACAAAAUGCUGGCACAUGAGGACCUCAGGAAGGCAGCUGUGUUGGUGUUUGCCAAUAAGCAGGACAUGAUGAACUCUAUGUCGGCAGCUGAAAUUUCCAAGUUUCUAACAUUAACAUCCAUUAAAGAUCAUCCAUGGCACAUACAGGCCUGUUGUGCACUCACAGGCGAAGGGUUGGGUCAAGGGCUGGAAUGGAUGACUUUGAAGACAUCGGCAAAAUAGGUACUUGCAAACCAAAAAAAAGCUUUGGAAAGAAUUGACUCGCCAGUAACCAGGUGCCUUGUUCUUGGAAGACAGAUCUUAAACUACUGGAAGGUGGCUAUUGGCUGGGCACUUGAAACAUGACGUGCAGAGAAUCCUUUCUAAUCGAAGCAGUUGGCCCCAGAACUGAAGGACAACCAUCUCCUGGUGGACUAAACUCGCUGGAAAGAAUGGCCUUGUGCGAAUGUGCUGGAUUUUUAACCUCUCACAGUCCAAGGUGCAGAACAGACUAAUUGACUGAAUCCGCCAGAAAACCCAACACUAACCGUGGAAGCGUGCAGGCUCGGGGUCAGAAAAGUGAAAGGAGAAAACUGCUUGCAGUGUGCAAUGCUCCGAAAUUUCAUGGGUAACUUUUGAGUACUCGAGAAAUGUGUGUUACUGAGCUGGCUUGGUGUUUGUGCUCGCAGCUGAAGUGGGAAAACGAGGACCUGUGUGUGGCCCGGACUUUGGGGUAUGCGUUUAAUUCCCGACCUGACUGCCAAGAGUAUUUAAUUCUUUUGAACCUCAGGAACAGUCUUGCUUCUCGUUUAACUUCACCAGUUUUAUUCUAUCGAAUGGCAUAUCAUAAGAUCAGUAUAAGUCUGUUUUAGGGCUUGAAUAAAUAGUCUUAGA
Molecule: messenger RNA, 1539 nt
Organism: Leucoraja erinaceus (little skate)
Lineage: Eukaryota; Metazoa; Chordata; Chondrichthyes; Rajiformes; Rajidae
Product: ADP-ribosylation factor-like protein 5B
Exons: 6
Coding region: 349-888 (179 amino acids)
Biological process (GO): vesicle-mediated transport; intracellular protein transport; protein localization to Golgi membrane
Cellular component (GO): trans-Golgi network; cytoplasm
Molecular function (GO): GTP binding; GTPase activity
Source: RefSeq, a predicted model, not a curated record